CAAACUUAUCUACUCAUCCCCCCCACUCAUCUCUCUCCACCCAUUAUCCUUACAUUACACGAUCACUCUCAUAAUUCCUCUGAGUUUUAACGGAGCCUAUAUUAUCAUUAUGGGAAACUGUUGCGGAACGACGUCGUCCUCUGCAGUUGAUCACUGGGGCGGCGAGGAUUGGAGUUUUCUGACAUCGAGCAAGAAUAGCAGGAACAGAAGCUCAACGAAGGUGUUUGAUGAAUUGAAGUUGAUGAACAAUAAAGAGGACAAGCUUCUUGUGGGAGAUUCAAAUGCUUCUUCUUCUUCUAAUGGUAAGAUUAAGAUAAAGAUUUCGAAGAAGGAGCUUCAAGUUUUACUGGGAGAAUUAGAGAAGCAGAAUAAGAAGAAGAAGAAGAAGAAUACUAAUAAUUCUGCAGAACAAGUUCUGGUUCAUUUAAUGGAGGCCAGAGAUCAGCAUCAUCAUCUUCAUCGUGCUGGCCAAAACUGGAGCCCUGGGUUAGAGAGUAUUCCUGAAGUUAACUGA
Messenger RNA from Neltuma alba, 514 nucleotides. RefSeq lists its product as uncharacterized. The coding region runs from base 110 to 514 and encodes 134 amino acids. Lineage: Eukaryota; Viridiplantae; Streptophyta; Magnoliopsida; Fabales; Fabaceae. The record is from RefSeq and is a predicted model, not a curated record. The transcript has a single exon.